Molecule: messenger RNA, 1778 nt
Organism: Macrobrachium nipponense
Lineage: Eukaryota; Metazoa; Arthropoda; Malacostraca; Decapoda; Palaemonidae
Product: legumain-like
Exons: 10
Coding region: 186-1538 (450 amino acids)
Biological process (GO): vacuolar protein processing
Molecular function (GO): cysteine-type endopeptidase activity
Source: RefSeq, a predicted model, not a curated record
ACGAGGUUCUCUUUAGAUUCUUCAAACCCGGAACUUGACAAGAGUCUGUAAUUGUGGAUGCAUGUAGCACUGAAAUGGAAGUAGACAUGUCAUCUUAUCGUACGGGCGAUAAGUAAGGCUCAGUAGUGGGUUACACAGUUAUUGCCUUACUAACCUCCUCGUCACACAGUCAGUGUCGUCCAAAAAUGUCUGCAUUCAAGUGGAUUAUCUCAGGGAAAGGAAUCCAACGAACACUGACGUUGGCAGCUUUGUUUGCUCUAUUGUCCUUGACAGCAGCAGCAAGAAUCUCGCCAAGAAAUAAAGGAGUGAACUGGGCAGUUCUUGUUGCUGGAUCAAGUGGGUGGUCCAACUAUCGACAUCAGUCUGACAUCUGCCAUGCCUACCAUAUCAUGCACGACCGAGGUAUUCCCGAUGAACGUAUCAUUGUCAUGAUGUAUGACGACAUAGCCAACAACUUGCUGAAUCCCUAUCCAGGAAGAAUUUUCAACCACCCUAACGGAUCAGAUGUGUAUGCUGGGGUUCCCAAGGACUACACAGGUAAAGAAAUCACACCAGCACUUUUCCUGGCUGUACUACAAGGUGAUGAAGAAGCUGUGAAGGGCAUAGGCUCCGGAAAGGUGGUCAAAAGUGGUCCCGAUGACCGUAUCUUCGUCCAUUUGGAUGACCACGGAGCUCCUGGAUUACUUGGUUUUCCUCAUGGAGAACUGAUGGCAGAUGAAUUCGCGGCAGUUGUCACAAGCAUGCAUGAAGCAGAAAAAUACAAGGAGAUGAUGAUUUACAUCGAGACGUGUUAUUCUGGUUCUAUGUUUGAAGAACUUUACCCUACGUCGCUUAAAGUUUAUGGCCUCUCUGCAUCAAGCCCCUUGGAAUCGUCCUGGGCAACCUACUGCGACAGUUUAAACGGAGUUUGCCUUGGUGACGAGUUCAGUGUUAACUGGAUGCACGAUACGGAAGCCAAUGAUCCAACCACCGAGACCCUCAAAACUCAGUUUGAAAACACAAAGAGACUAACCAAAGGAUCACAGGUCAUGCAAUGGGGAGACACUUCAAUCGACGCACAAGUUGUAGCCACAUUCUUUGGUCCUACCAGUUCGGCGCCCAAGACGUACUCCACCAAACGUACUCAGGAGACUUCUAUACCAGUUCAUGAAGUGCCCCUUGUCAUGUUGGAACGAGAGCUGAAGUCUGCAACAAAUGAGUUUGAAAAGAAACGCAAAGCAAAGGAAAUUACUGCUCUCAUUCAGCGACGUGCGUUUGUCCACGAAACAAUGCAAACCAUUGCCCUCGUUGUAACUGGUGACGAGAAACGGGCCGAAGAGAUGAUGGUAAAGAAGGACAAACAGAUUACCAACUGGAGUUGCUACAACCCAGUUGUUCAUGCUUUCAGCGAGAACUGCUUCAAUCUUGGUCAGAGUACUUACGCCCUAACCACUGUUCACACACUGCUCCAUCUGUGUGAAGCUGGAUACAGUAGAGGUGAUAUUAUCAACAGCAUGAAUAUCGUUUGCAACUUCCUCACUAUUGAAAAUGCAAUCUAAUCACUUCAUCAAACAUGAAUUAAAUUCCCUACAAAAUCAAACCAUAGCAGAUGAUUUGCCCUGCAAUCUGAAGCGUUGCAAAAGAACUUUCACCUCAUAAAAGUCUAGUAGGGAAUAAACACAUAUCUCCUUAGAAGACAAAAUGUAAUAAUACACUGCAUCCAAAGGAAGAAAAGUUUUUUUUUUUUCCUUUUUAACAGCUGUCAUUGCUGGAAUUAAGAUUUAACAUGCCAUGCCUAU